CCCGCCUGUCUCCCCCCAACCCCAGGUUAAUUGUGGCUUUCGGUUUUUAUUUAAAAAGUAGGGAAAGAUGCAGAGCUCAACAGCAGCGACAGAGAAGGUUCAGCUGCCGUCUGCGUCGUGUGUCAGGGGGAAGCAAAACUCCUCCGGAUCCCGUGGCUAUUGGGCAUUUGGCAAUUCAGCAUCCCAACUGAGUCACUGGUUGUGAAGGCAGCAAAUUUCAUUUCCUUCCCUUUAUUUGAGAGCUGCGGGAGCACGAGACAGAAGCGAGCAGAGGCUCCCAGGGCGAGAGGCAGAAAAGGUGCAGCGGAUCGAGCCCCGUUCGGGAAGAUGGGACCGGCUGCGAUGUCUUCAAUUUGGCUCAUCGGAUGCUUCUUCCUGGCAGCUUACAGCUCUGCUCAAUAUAUGGAUACGUCCCAAGCGGCCAUGAAAGAGACGGGAUUUCUGGAGUCUCCGCUGUGCUCUGGCGCCGAUGGCUCCGACCCAGACUGCCCGCACCGCAAGAAGUCAGUUACGCUGCUGCCCUCAUUCACCAAGACCACGGCACACCCCACAAAACACACCACGGCCCACCCCACAAAACACACCCCACCGCACCCCACAAAACACACCACGGCCCACCCCACAAAACACACCAUGGCCCACCCCACAAAGCACACCACACCGCACCCCACAAAACACACCACGGCCCACCCCACAAAACACACCACGGCCCACCACACAAAACACACCACACCGCACCCCACAAAACACACCACGGCCCACCACACAAAACACACCACGGCCCACCACACAAAACACACCACACCGCACCCCACAAAACACACCACGGCCCACCACACAAAACACACCCCACCGCACCCCACAAAACACACCACGCCGCACCCCAGGAACCGCACCACCCCACACCCCGCCCCCACCCACCAACCCACGCAACCACCCGUCGUCCGCGUCGGAGAUUAUGCGGUCCCAAAGGGCUCGGACCCGUGUUUGCGGGUUCAAGCGGCGCUGCAGCUCCGAGUCCGCUAUACCGACAAGGCCAAGCAGGAGCUCUGGGGGGACUUUGCAGUGAACCCCAACCGCACAGAGUUUUCCGGGAACUGCACCAACCAGACAGCCGUCCUCCACCUGCACUUCCUAGAGGGCGAUCUUCUCUUUACUUUCAGAAAGAAUUACACCAGAAAUAUAUUCUACCUGAGUCGGGUACAGGCCUACCUAACGUAUCAGUUCCGUCAGGCUACAGCGAAAUCCUUCAGAGCAGACAAUUCCUCUCUCCGCGAGUUCGAGGCCAGACUCGGACACUCUUACCAGUGCCGGAACCGCACCUUGGUCCUGGCAGAAGGCUUUCGUCUCAACGCCCUGCAAGAGCGGGUCCAGGCCUUUGACCUUCAAGAUGGAAAAUUUGGGGAAGCCGAGGUCUGCCCGGAGCAGAGACGUACCCUCCUGGUGCCCAUAAUUAUCGGCGUCCUCCUUCUGGUCCUCAUCCUCAUCGUGAUCGUGGCCUUUUUGAUUGGGCGAGCCCGUGGCCACAGGGGCUAUCAAACCAUUUAAAGGGGAAGCCGUUUCCCGCACACAGCUGGGCCUAAAGAGAACCAAGAAUGGGGUUUUGUUUUUUUUUAAGGGGGGGGGUGUCUUUCUGCAACAGGGGGACAGGGGGUUGGCACCCCCCCAGGGGUGGGGUGGGAGUUCUCCGAGUUGCUAGACUAGCACCUGUUUUAUUCACUCGCUUGGACUGCUGGUUCGCACAAGACACACCUGGGGGAAGUGAAAAGGACAAUACGUUUCUGCACAAAGGUGCAAUUUGUGGGCCGGGGGGCAGUUACAUCUCACUUCUGUCAGACUGCGCUUUAAACCUGGGAGGAGAAUCACAGAAUUGUACUGCUGGGAUCCCCAAGAGUCAUCUAGUCCAAACCCCUCCCGGAACGCAGCUAUGGAACCCCUUGACAGGCGGCCGUCCGACCUCUGCUUAAAAACCUCCAAUCUCAA
This is a messenger RNA of Podarcis raffonei (Aeolian wall lizard), 1983 nucleotides long. It is a transcript of the gene CD68, whose product is annotated as CD68 molecule. The record is from RefSeq and is a predicted model, not a curated record. Bases 328 to 1548 code for a protein of 406 amino acids. NCBI's taxonomy places the organism in Eukaryota, Metazoa, Chordata, Lepidosauria, Squamata, Lacertidae. Gene Ontology annotation, cellular component: membrane. The transcript has 6 exons.